Messenger RNA from Tilletiaria anomala UBC 951, 2445 nucleotides. RefSeq names its product Hydantoinase B/oxoprolinase. The coding region runs from base 336 to 2387 and encodes 683 amino acids. Gene Ontology annotation, molecular function: 5-oxoprolinase (ATP-hydrolyzing) activity. Lineage: Eukaryota; Fungi; Basidiomycota; Exobasidiomycetes; Georgefischeriales; Tilletiariaceae. Gene Ontology annotation, biological process: glutathione metabolic process. The transcript has 4 exons. The record is from RefSeq and is a predicted model, not a curated record. Gene Ontology annotation, cellular component: cytosol.
CAGCUGUUGCACCGAAUCCUAGAACAACUCGACGCGUCCUCUCCUCAACAGCUGGAUUUACAAGUGGCACAAUGGGUACAAGCGUAACACCGCUCAGACGCGUCAAGCCUAUCGGCUGUAUCGGACGGACACAACGUCACCACUUCGCUAUUUGCAGCCUGCUGAUGGUGUUCAUGCCCACCACGGUUACGACGUAGCCAGCUUAGGAAGCUUAUCGGACCCCUCGUACAAAUUGGCCUCUCUCAACGGGUCGACAUCGCGGCACGGAAUCUGUACGCAAGGGCAAGCACAUUGCUCUGCUCGGUUGCUGGGCAAUCUUCUUGUAUCAAGCCAAGAUGAGUAAAAUGGCGGGCGUCGGCCCAGGGCAACGAGGUGGGCCAUCCAGCAAGAACAGCAAAGAGGCGGACCCGAUUCUGCUGUCUCUCUUUGCAAAUCGCUUCAUUUCUGUUGCGGAGGCUAUGGGGCGCUCGCUGCAACAGACCAGCAUCUCCACCAACAUCAAGGAGCGCCUCGAUUUCUCUUGCGCUCUCUUCUCGCCGGACGGAUCGCUCGUGGCCAAUGCGCCGCACUUACCCGUCCACUUGGGAAGCAUGAGCUUCGCCGUGCGCUACCAGAUUGCACACCUUGCCCAAGCGAACGGAGGUGAUGGGAUCCAGCGCGGCGAUGUCAUCCUCGCAAAUCACCCGGCAGCCGGGGGAAGCCAUUUGCCAGACAUGACUUGCAUAACGCCUGUCUUUGCAGAGGAUCGAGAUGAGGUUAUCUUCUUCACUGCCUCCCGCGGUCACCAUGCCGACAUUGGUGGGAUCCUUCCGGGCUCUAUGCCGCCCACGAGCAAGACGCUGUACGAAGAAGGCGCCCAGAUCAAGUCCUUCAAAAUAGUCAGUCAGGGCGAGUAUGAUCGCCACGGGCUCAUAAAGCAUAUGCUCGAAGAUCCGAGCAAGUACCCCGGCUGCUCAGGAAGUCGCUGUAUUCGCGAUGUAGAGAGCGAUCUUCAGGCACAAAUCGCGGCGAACCAAAAGGGUAUCAACCUCAUCCAGAUGCUCGUCGAGGAGUGGGGGUUAGGGACGGUGCAGGAGUACAUGCUUCACAUACGCAACAAUGCCGAACUAGCGGUUCGGAACCUGCUGCGCGACGUGUCAAAGCGCCAAGGCACGAAUUCGCUGCAUGCCAUUGAAUAUAUGGACGACGGGACGCCCAUCGAAUUGCGGGUGACGAUUGAUCCUUCAGCAGGCUCGGCCAUCUUUGACUUUGAAGGCACGGGUCCAGAAGUGCAGGGGAACUGGAAUUGCCCCAAAAGCGUCUCGCAUUCUGCCAUCAUCUACUGCUUGCGAAGUAUGGUCAGCAUGGACAUUCCACUCAACCAGGGGUGCCUAACGCCGAUCGAAGUCCGCAUCCCAAAGGGGAGCCUGUUGGAUCCAAGCGAUAGCGCGGCAGUUGUCGGAGGCAAUGUGCUCACUAGUCAAAGGAUCACGGAUGUCGUGCUCAAGGCUUUCAAAGCCGUCGCAGCGAGUCAAGGUUGUACGAACAACUUGACUUUUGGCCUCGGAGGCCGCGACAAAGAUGGAAACCACGUCGAGGGCUUUGGCUACUACGAGACCAUCGCUGGUGGAUCCGGUGCUGGGCCCUCUUGGCACGGGACAAGCGGCGUGCACACACACAUGACAAACACUCGCAUCACUGACCCAGAAAUCAUGGAACGGCGCUACCCUGUGAUGAUCCGGCAAUUCUCCUUGCGCACCGGGUCAGGCGGCGAUGGGCUGUAUAGAGGCGGCGAUGGUGUGAUCCGUGAGAUUGAGUUCCACUCUCCGUCGAUCCAGGUGUCAAUUCUGUCUGAGCGGCGCGUCUAUCGGCCCUUCGGCUUAGAAGGCGGCGAGGACGCCAAGACUGGUCUGAAUCUGUGGGUCAAGCAGCGGAGAGAGGAGGAUGGUGACUUGCUUGAUGAUGACGAGGAUCGAGACGAUGACGGCGUCGGCGUCGACGCCAGCGCCAGCGCCGGAGAUGGCGGGCAAAGCGAUGGAACAGCGAAGAGGCGCAAGCAGGAGAAGGUCAUGGAUGAGAACGGUAAAGUCCGCCAGCCACCGCGCAUCAUCAAUCUAGGCGCCAAGACGACCGCACGCAUGGGCCGAGGUGACCGGAUCAUCAUUCACACUCCCGGCGGCGGGGGUUGGGGCAAGAAAAGCGAGCGACAGCAAGCAAGUCCAAGUACAUUUGAUAGAAAUGCCGGAGACAAGAAGGGCGCAGAAGUCGAGAAAGAAGAAUUCGAGCGGGGCAAAGCGAUGAGUGGACGCACAGCGUCACUCGAUCGCGCGCAUUUCGAGAACGGGCUACAUACGACACAUAGCAAAGGAAGCAUGAUGGAAUGGGAGGCUGCCCAGCUUGGCGCAUGAUCGUGUGAUAUCUUAUUGCGCCCACUCCACAUUGCUAUUAUAGACAAAUGUCCUCUUU